UCGAAGCUGAGGCGGGGGCGCCAAGAAGAUGGCGGCACGGCGGCGACGGCAGCCUCCCUCGGUUUAUAAGACGCUGUCGCAGGGUAACUUUUGUGAUGGAGCUAAGAAUUCAACUGAGGAUCUCUCUUGUACGACUUCUAUGGAGUGGGACACGCAGGUGGUGAAUGGGUCCUCGCCGCUUGGCCCCACAGGCCUGGGGGCAGAGGAUCCGUCGUGCAGACUGCGGCUGCCGUGGUGGCUGCAGCCCGAGCGGUGCGCCAUGUUCCAGUGCGCACAAUGCUACGCAGUACUCGCUGACUCUGUGCACCUUGCCUGGGACCUGUCGGCGUCCCUUGGGACCCUGGUCUUCUCCAGAGUCACAAACAACGUGGUUUUGGAAGCGCCCUUCCUAGUUGGCAUUGAAGGUUCGCUCAAAGGCAGUACUUAUAACCUUUUAUUCUGUACUUCCUGUGGGAUUCCCAUUGGUUUCCAUUUGUAUUCUACCUUUGCUGCCCUGGCUGCCUUGAGAGGUCACUUCUGCCUUUCCAGUGACAAAAUGGUAUGCUAUCUCUUAAAAACAAAAGCCGUAGUAAAUGCAUCUGAAAUGGAUAUUCACAACUUAUCUCUACCAGAAAAGAUUGCAGAGCUGAAAGAGAAGAUAAUAUUAACUCAUACUCACUUAAAUUCACUGAUGAAGAUUUUGAAGGAAGUAACUCCUGACCAGCCUAAGCCAGAAAACUGAUCCAGAAUCAGAGUUUUAAGUAUCACGGUCAAAAAAAAAAGUAUCAGGUCAGCCCUUGUUGCUAUCUUCAACAACAGGUGCUGUUUGAUCAAUUCCCAAGAAAGAUUGACUUCAAAAA
Molecule: messenger RNA, 839 nt
Organism: Suricata suricatta (meerkat)
Lineage: Eukaryota; Metazoa; Chordata; Mammalia; Carnivora; Herpestidae
Gene: OIP5
Product: Opa interacting protein 5
Exons: 5
Coding region: 29-721 (230 amino acids)
Biological process (GO): chromosome segregation; CENP-A containing chromatin assembly
Cellular component (GO): chromosome, centromeric region; nucleus; chromatin
Source: RefSeq, a predicted model, not a curated record